Fibroporia radiculosa is the source of this 2655-nucleotide messenger RNA. RefSeq lists its product as uncharacterized. NCBI's taxonomy places the organism in Eukaryota, Fungi, Basidiomycota, Agaricomycetes, Polyporales, Fibroporiaceae. The coding region runs from base 1 to 2655 and encodes 884 amino acids. Gene Ontology annotation, cellular component: nucleolus; small-subunit processome; Noc4p-Nop14p complex. The transcript has 6 exons. The record is from RefSeq and is a predicted model, not a curated record. Gene Ontology annotation, biological process: maturation of SSU-rRNA.
AUGGCUAAGGGGUCCCAACUAUCUCAGCUUAAAGCAGCUCUCAACCAAGCAGGACUCUCGCGACCUCCGCAGAACAGCAAAAAAAGGAAGCGCACGGCACCAGAUGAAAAGGACAAGGAGAAGCAAGCAGCGAAACUAAAGGAGAUACACCAAAAGUUGAAUCCAUUCGACGUAAAAGUCACAAAGUUAAAGCAUGAUGUAGGUGGAAGAAAGAUUGCUGGUGUCACGGGUAGGCCCGCCCAGAGCAAGCAAGCUGGGAUAGAGCAGCGAAAAAAGACGCUACUGAAGGAGCUUGAAGGGAAAAAUCAUGCAGGUGGUGUUCUCGACCGUCGGUUUGGUGAAAACGAUCCGACUAUGACACCCGAGGAACGCAUGCUGGAGCGAUUUACGCGAGAACAACAGCGUGUUUCUAAGGGGGAAAUAUUCAAUCUAGAGGAUGAAGAUGAGCUCACGCAUUAUGGACAAAGUCUAUCUAAACUGGAUGAUUUCGACAACGUCGGGCUCGGACUAGAUGACGAAGAUGACGAAGACAGAGGCCAGCUUGAUCGCGACACGGUACGGAGGAGUCAUUUUGGAGGUUUUGGAGAUGAUGCAGAGGAUGAGGACGAAGAGCCUGCUCGGAAGAAGUCUAAAGCAGAGGUAAUGGACGAGGUCAUCGCAAAGAGCAAAAUAUAUAAGAUGCAACGGCAAGCGCAACAGGAAGAGGACGAAACUCUUCGUCGCGAGCUCGACCAGGAACUUGAUUCCUUACGCUCUCUACUUUAUGCUCCUGACCCUUCAGGGACUCCAGGGGAACAUAGCGCACAAAUCGCUGCUACGCCCACCAAGCUUUCUGCACAGGACCAGGAGUAUGAUCAAAUUGUAAGGGAGUUAGCGUUCGACAAGCGCGCAAAACCAAAAGACCGGACGAAGACAGAGGAGGAAAUAGCGGCGGAAGAGAAAGAAUCUUUGGAGAAGGCGGAGCGUAGACGGAUACGACGGAUGAAUGGAGAGCCUGAAGAGAGUGACGAGGAGGGGUCAGGCAAGAAGAACCUGACAAAAGGACACGGUGGGGACGAUCUAGAUGAUGAUUUUCAUGAGGAAGGAGAAUGGAAUGGGUUGGGUAUGGGAUUGGGAGACGAUACCAAAGCUGACGAGGAGGAAGAUGCAGAUGAGCGAGAGCGAGAGGAGAGCAGCGAAGACGAAGCUGACAGCGCGUCGAUUGACUCUGAGAACUCUGAAGAUCCAGAAGCUGAAGAGGGAGACUCUGAGGCUCUUGUAGGCAUGACGCACCGAACGAGAUCGAAAACCUACCGGACCAAAGAGUUACCAUUUACGUUUCCGUGUCCGUCUAACCACGACGAAUUCCUGGAAAUCAUUGAUGGGAUCGAUGAUGCGGAUGUGCCCACUGUUGUUCAGCGAAUGCGGACUUUGCAUCACCCCAGUCUUGCAGAAGACAACAAGUUAAAGUUGCAGGGUUUGACCAGCGUGCUCAUCGACCACGUCCUAUACAUCACUUCGCCUUCAACUCCACGCUUUUCCCUUUUGGCUUCUCUGAUCCCUCAUCUCUAUGCGCUGACAAAAUCAUACCCCAUUCAGUCAGCAGAGCAUUUCGUCUCGAAGCUCACCCUGAUGCAUAAGAAUCUCAAGCGGGGUUUGUCGCGAGGAGCGACCCAACUGGACGCGAAAACAUGGCCGGGUUUGCCAGAACUGUCUCUCCUACGAGUAAUAGGAGAGAUAUGGCCGACUAGUGACAAGAAUCAUCAUGUUGUGUCUGUGGCUCGUAUGCUGAUGGGGGCUUACAUCGGGCUUGGACGCGUUAGGUCAAUACAAGAUCUAGCGAGCGGCGCGUUCCUUUGCUCGCUGUUCCUCCAAUACGAGUCGUUAUCCAAGCGAAUCGUGCCGGAGACGGUCAACUUCUUGGCGAACUCCGUGCUACAUCUGGCGCCGCAUACAUUCGCGGAUAAGUCAUCUUUACCUGGCUUCUUCCCAUGUCAAGAUUUCGGGUCAAAGCAGUGUGCGUCUUUGGCGAUUGAUUUUAGCAAAAUGAAAAAGACAACUUUGGGAAAGCCGAAUCUCCCACAGCUACUUAGUGAUACUGACACCAGCGAACAAGGGAAGCUAAAUUUAUUAGGCUUAUCCCUUGAGCUACUGGAUCGUUUCGCGGAUAUGUACAAGAGUUUAGAUGGUUUUAUCGAACUGUACGAUCCCAUCUUAAGGCUCCUUGACGGUGUUCGCUCGCAAAGCUUCCCUGAAGGUUUACUGGAACGCCUCACUUCUAUAAAAGAUACUAUCAGGCGAUUGCUCAAGUUCUCUCGUCAAGCGCGCCGCCCACUCAUGCUCCAAGCACACAAGCCUAUACCCAUACCUACCUACGUGCCUAAGUUCGAGCAAUCGUCGUCCAACUACUUGCGCAAUCGCGACCCUGAUCACGAACGGAACGAGGCUGCAAAACUACGUCGGCAAUACAAGCAGGAGAAGAAGGGUGCUAUUCGUGAACUCCGUAAGGAUGCGCGCUUCCUUGCUUCAGAGCAGCAAAACCAGCAGAAGGAGAAGGACAGGGCAUAUAAUCAGCGUAUGAAGAGGGUGAUCGGUUCGUUGGAAUCAGAACGGGCGGAGGAGAAAGCCAUGGAAAGAGAGAAGACGAAGGAAAAAAAACGGUCCGGACGGAAGUAA